Messenger RNA from Cladophialophora psammophila CBS 110553, 1701 nucleotides. RefSeq lists its product as uncharacterized. The transcript has 5 exons. Gene Ontology annotation, cellular component: plasma membrane. Lineage: Eukaryota; Fungi; Ascomycota; Eurotiomycetes; Chaetothyriales; Herpotrichiellaceae. The record is from RefSeq and is a predicted model, not a curated record. Gene Ontology annotation, biological process: nucleobase transport; transmembrane transport. The coding region runs from base 1 to 1701 and encodes 566 amino acids. Gene Ontology annotation, molecular function: nucleobase transmembrane transporter activity.
AUGAGUGUCGGAUCUUUCCUUCGUCAACUUGAUCGCCGGAUCCAGACUCAAGAGAGCAGAAUCCAGAAGAAGGAAGGGACGAGAAGAUGGGGAAACGAAGAUCUUGACCCGACCCCGGUUCAGCAAAGAACAUGGAGGCAUUGGAAUUACUUCAUGUUCUUCUGGGCGGUUUCCUUCAACCCGAAUCAAUGGAACACGGGUUCAAGUCUGGUCAAUCAGGGAUUGAAAUGGUGGCAAGCACUUCUCUCCAUCGCCGUGGGAAACUUGCUCUGUUCUAUCGUCUUGGUCAUUCAAUCCCGCGGACCCGCUGUUUACCACAUUGGAUAUCCCGUUUUUGUGCGCGCCAGUGCUGGCAUGUUUGGAUCUUUGUGGUUCAUUUUCCUCCGUGGUUGCGUCGCCAUCAUUUACUUUGCAACUCAGACCUUUUAUGCGGGAAAAUUGUUUGACGUGAUGCUUCGAUGCGCAUUUGGCCACAACUGGCAAGACAUUCCCAACCACCUCCCUGAGAGUGCUGGCAUCACUACCAGAGGCCUUGCUGCCUUUUUCCUCUACUGGGCCGUACAGCUGCCCUUCAUGUUAAUCCACCCACAACGCGCCAAGUGGCUCUACACAAUCAAGAGUACAAUCGCUCCUCCCGUGCUCAUCGCGGUUUUUGGAUAUGUGGUGGGCAAAAAUCGAGGCUUGACAGGUUCAACGCAAAUCACGAAAACCUCGACGACUAGCGCCCUUGGUUGGGCAUUCAUGAACGGCAUCAACUCUGUUUGUGGAAGCAUCUCGCCCGAGAUCAUGUCGAAUGCGGAUCUGGCCAGAUACGCUCGCAAGCCCUCGGACGCUGCUUGGGCGCAAGCCGUGGGUAUCUUCACUAGCAAAACCUUCGUCAUCUUCAUGGGCAUUGCCUGUUCAAGCGCCUCAUUGAACCUCUGGGGGACAGCAUAUUGGAACAUGUGGGAUCUCCUCGGGGCUAUUUUGGAUCACAAUUGGAAUGCCGGGGCGCGAACAGCCGUCUUUCUGGUCUGUCUCAUCCAGGCCCUGGCCGUGAUGGCGACCAAUUUGGCGUCAAAUUGUCUGCCCGUGGGCGCUGACUUAACUGGGCUGUUUCCUAAGUAUUUCAAUAUUCCGCGUGGCCAAGUCUUCUGCGCAGUCAUCAGCCUGGCCGUUGUCCCUUGGAAACUUCAGGCGUCGGCACAGACCUUCCUGACCUUUCUGGGAUCCUAUGUCGUCUUCAUUGCACCUGUGAUUGCCAUAAUGAUUGUCGAUUACUGGGUCGUUCGCAAGGGCAACAUCCACGUGCCGUCUCUAUACGAUGACGGCUCUGACGGGCCUUACUUCUACUGGAAAGGAUUCAACCUACGUAUGUUUGCGGCUUGGGUGGCUGGAGUCGUCAUCGUCAUCCACGGGCUCGCAGGAGCCUACAAUCCCCAUUUCAGCCAGGCCAGCAAGGACAUGUACACGAUGGGAUUCAUCUUGGCAUCUUUGACCGGCGCGUUGGUAUACUAUAUCUUGGUCCGCAUCUGGCCGAUAAAGCCGUACCCUGCAGACCGUGACGGGAUGCCGAUGACCCUGGAAUACCUUGGCCAGACGAGCGGACAUUUUGAGGAGGACGUUAUCGACGGCGUGCCCGGGCACCAGAAAGAAGAGUUUGGCGAAAAGACGCCGCCAAAGGAGAAAGACGUGACACAGACUUUCACUACGUUGGCCUGA